This is a messenger RNA of Cadophora gregata, 1179 nucleotides long. RefSeq lists its product as uncharacterized. The record is from RefSeq and is a predicted model, not a curated record. The coding region runs from base 1 to 1179 and encodes 392 amino acids. NCBI's taxonomy places the organism in Eukaryota, Fungi, Ascomycota, Leotiomycetes, Helotiales, Ploettnerulaceae. The transcript has 2 exons.
AUGUUCGGCUCAAGUAAGAGCUUUCGACACGAAAUCCAACUUUACCAUGAUCUUGCUAAAGAUGUCAAAUGGCGAUGGUUUGUCCAUACGAGCAAUAUCCACGACUAUUCUCGAAAAUUGGGAUCUCAUAUUCUCAACGACAGACUGGGAGUUUCUCAAUCCUCGAGGUCACGUAUAGUACCGGGAGGUGGGGUAACAGAGAGCGCUUUACGAUUGAUCAUCAGCACUAUCCCCGGCGACAGUGAAGAUAAAACCCCGGAGCUCGCAAUCGAUAAUCGAGACCAAGGGUUCACACAGCUUCUCGAACUCGCAAUCGCCUGCUGGGAGUACGAAUGUCCAAUAAACGAGCAGUUUCUGGAAUUUGCGAGAGUCGUCCAGAAGAAAUGGACAGCGUGCAAUACGGCUGAGUUCAGCAAAGGCGCAGCCAGGUUAGAAAGGAAGAAGCCGAUCGACUGGAUGUUCAUUGCAUUAGUAUUCAACUGGCACGAUAUAUUCCAGAGCAUGUCCGUGCGCGUUAUCAUAAAGUAUGAUCCCAAGGGGUUUCCAGUUGAAGAUAACGUAAAUCUGCCGUCAGACUUCAGAGACCUUGUAGAUCAGACUAGGCGCCAGAAAGUAACGAACACUUACAACUGCAUCAGGGAUGCAUGGAUUUCCCUUUAUAACCCUGAAGGCAUUCAUGCCGUGAGUAUGGGGAAGAUACACGAGCACUUUCAAGACCCGCGACUCGGUAUUGACUUACGCUGCCCAACCCCUGAGGAUCUUCACGAGCACAUCGAUGCCGAUGGUCUCCUCCACGAGUUUGGAUCUGUAUUGGGAAGACAAGAAGGGAAGGCCAUAGAGCCGCCUUUGUUCGGAAUCGAUGUUACCAGCCCUCCUACGAGGACACGCGGAAGAGGCGGGGGGUUCUCUGCCAUCGCUCGGAUGACAAUACAAUCGGGAUAUGAGAAGUCGAAGAAAUUAGCCCGGAAUAACGCGCCAUUAAGGAGCACGAGUAGCAGUCCAGGUAGUGAUAGUGGGGAUUCUUGGAAACAAGCCCAGUCGUCGCUCGAGUCGAUCGUGAAGCACUGGCGAACAUGUAAUCUGGCUGGCAUCCCAUUCUCCGAGUUUUUCGAUCUCCGAAGUAGGCACAUACAACAGGCAACGUCUGAGCUAUCUCCGCUGGGAAGAUAUCAAAAAUAG